CUGGCACACUAUCGAAACCUUUUUUAUCCGUUUUUACUUUUAUCUCGACAAGUUUUUGACAACAGUUUUCUUUCAAUUUGCAAUUUCAAAGUGUUACAAUUUCUAAAACUGAUUAUUUAAAAUGCCUUUUGCUCCUGAAUUACGUACUCAUUCGCAAAAAGUAUGUACUCUUUACAAAAAAGCUAUGAGGAAUAUCGAAGCAUAUUAUGUGGCAAGAAACGUCGUACGUUACCAUCAAGUUAUUUUGAGGGCUGAGUUCGACAAGAACAGAAAUGUAUCUGAUGCUAAGGAGCGGCGUCGUUUAUUGUGGGUGGGCGAACAUGAAUUGUUUUUAAAGGCUACUCCUCUGCCACCAUGUAAAUUUGCUCAUUCUGUUGGUGAAGCCGGUGGUGUAGCUUUUGAACGAGUUGUAACGCCCCCAGACUGGGUCCUUGAUUAUUGGCAUCCCCUGGAAAAGGCUCACUUUCCAGAAUACUUUAAAAAACGCGAAGCUCGCAAAUGUGAAUAUAUUCAGAAAUGGCAUUUAGGUCAACUGUAUUGAAUAUCAACGUUAGAUAUUUAUUAUGUUGUGUGAGUAAAUGUUAGGUUUGAUUCAUUAAUUACUGUUUUUUUGUUCUCAACUUAAUAUUAAUUCUACAGCAAUACAGAAAUACAUUGCUUCAUAUAAUUCUUAGAUUCAUAUUUAUU
Helicoverpa zea (corn earworm) is the source of this 687-nucleotide messenger RNA. RefSeq names its product NADH dehydrogenase [ubiquinone] 1 beta subcomplex subunit 9-like. NCBI's taxonomy places the organism in Eukaryota, Metazoa, Arthropoda, Insecta, Lepidoptera, Noctuidae. The coding region runs from base 122 to 541 and encodes 139 amino acids. Gene Ontology annotation, biological process: mitochondrial electron transport, NADH to ubiquinone. The transcript has 3 exons. The record is from RefSeq and is a predicted model, not a curated record.